Oncorhynchus nerka (sockeye salmon) is the source of this 3399-nucleotide messenger RNA. RefSeq names its product dual specificity protein phosphatase 4-like. The record is from RefSeq and is a predicted model, not a curated record. Gene Ontology annotation, cellular component: nucleus; cytoplasm. Lineage: Eukaryota; Metazoa; Chordata; Actinopteri; Salmoniformes; Salmonidae. The transcript has 4 exons. The coding region runs from base 122 to 1246 and encodes 374 amino acids. Gene Ontology annotation, molecular function: MAP kinase tyrosine/serine/threonine phosphatase activity; MAP kinase tyrosine phosphatase activity; protein tyrosine/threonine phosphatase activity. Gene Ontology annotation, biological process: negative regulation of MAPK cascade; endoderm formation; protein dephosphorylation.
CUGCUCGUGAUAGUAAUGCUCUGGAGAAUAAGAGCACAACAUUGCGCAGGAGCUGCUCAGCAUAAACACACAUCCUGCACUCUUCGUGUUCUUCAACAGGAAAAAGAGAAUUCCCUUCAUUAUGGAGGAAAAUAUGGUUAUUAUGGAUGAACUUUGCGAAAUGGAUUGCAACGUUUUGAAAAGGUUGUUGAAGGACGACAGUGCGAAAUGCCUGGUGCUGGACUGCAGAUCAUUUUUGGCGUUUAGCGCUGGACACAUUCGGAGCGCAGUGAAUAUUCGCUGUAACACAAUCGUGAGAAGGCGAGCGAAGGGCUCGGUGAGUUUAGACCAGAUUCUGUCGAGUGAUGAAGAGGUCAAAGCCCGGCUGAAAUCAGGACUGUACUCCGCUGUGAUCCUCUACGACGAGAGGACGCCCGACAUAGACACUGUUAAAGACGAUAGCACAAUCACUCUGGUGCUCAAUGCAGUGUACAGAGACACAUUUGGAACUGAAAUAUUUCUACUAAAAGGGGGCUACGACAGAUUUUUCACGGAGUAUCCCGAGUUCUGUUUGAAGACCAAAACGUUAUCUUCGUUCUCUACCCUGUCCAGUUUGGACGCGUGUUCUUCCUGUGGAACUCCACAGACGUCCCACCAUGACCAGGCUGGUCCAGUGGAGAUUCUUCCCUUCCUGUACCUUGGCAGUGCCUUCCAUGCCUCCAAAAAGGACAUGCUGGACGGUAUGGGCAUCUCUGCCUUACUCAACGUGUCCUCUAACUGUCCCAACCACUUCGAGGGGGUUUACCAGUACAAGUGCAUUCCUGUGGAGGACAACCACAAAGAGGACAUCAGCUCCUGGUUCAUAGAAGCCAUUGAGUUUAUCGACUCUGUGAAAGACUCCAACAGACGUGUGCUGGUGCACUGCCAGGCGGGCAUCUCUCGCUCUGCCACCAUCUGCCUCGCAUACCUGAUGAAGAAGAAGCGUGUUCGGCUAGACGAAGCCUUUGAGUUCGUCAAGCAGCGCCGCAGUAUCAUCUCCCCCAAUUUCAGCUUCAUGGGUCAGCUGCUGCAGUUCGAGUCCCAGGUGCUGGCCACAUCAUGCGCGGUGGAGGCUGCCAGCCCCUCGGCAGCCAGCCUGGGCCCCAAGUCUUCCUCCAGCCCUACGUCGCCCUUCAUCUUUAGCUUUCCCGUCUCCGUGGUAGCACAUGGCCAGCCCAGCAGCCUGGCCUACCUGCAAAGUCCAAUCACAACCUCACCCAGCUGCUGAUGCCCCACCCCCACAAAGACUCACUGCCCCAUUCCUCUCACUAUCCAGACCAGAGAGAGAGAGGUUAUCUUCUCCUACCUGGUAUAAGCUGAAAUGUCCAUUGACAAUGAAACACUGAGGGCGCCUAUCCUGCUGCCUGACACAAAAGACUGUAUAGAAUAUGGCACUCACACGUACACCUUCAUCACUAUACGGUGACUAAUAAAUACACUCUUUCAUAAAACAGGCUAAAGAACAGAUGCAGUUCCUGUGUUUUAGUGUGAAGAUUCUAAGUUGUUGUCCACCUUUUCCAUUUCCUGUGGAGUUUUCCAAAGCCACUCCGGUCCUGUUGAGAGGGCUGAAUGGCCGUGAGCAGAGAUGCAGAGAAAACGAAAGAGCAAAGAGGGGAGGGGGAGAAAGAGAGUGCUCAGUCAUUUAGUGGCUUCCUGAUGGAGCGCAGGAGGCUCUUCAGUUGUGACAGGUGCUUGCUAGCGUCCUGUCCGGCUUCCUGUCCCUGACAUCCCCAUCCUCUCUCCCACACGCCCCCUCCUCUUCUGGAGCAGGACUGCUGAUGAAUGACUGAAUAAAAGAGUCACCCCUACUGAGGAGGAGAGGCCGCUGAGAUGGAAACACUAGCUUUCUGAGACAGUGCCAAAUGAACAUCUGAACCCCUACUACACUGCCCGGGCAACCCCUGGUGUUCCAUGUAGUAAUAAACUCGGUCGGAAGGACAGAUAUGCUUUUGAGGGGAAAGGGGGUCUAGUCAUUUCUGUUUUUUUUGUUCAGUGCCUUGUUCAGAGAAGGUAUAGGAUGUUUUUCCCAGCGCUUUUGGAUGUGCUCAAGCGCCCUAGCGCCUUUUCUUUCCAUACAGACUGUGGCAGAUAAACUGGCAAAUCUCUAAACAGUAACAACUUCAAGUCAGCACUGCAAUACAGACAAUGUAAUCCGAUCCGUUCCUCUCCCCCAAGUAGAGCAAUAAUGCGUUUCUCUCUCUUCCCAGUUUCCGCCAAAGUACUACAUUGUGUUGUGUAUUUAUAAUCAUGUUUUUAGCUUCAUAUGUGUGUAUUCGCUAAUCGAUAAAGACCGGAUCAUUGAGAAGUGCUGUUUGCCUUACCAAUAAUGAUUUUUUUCUAAUUCACCAGAUAAGAAUGUUGUUAUUUUUCAUUCCUGUAUGGAGGCAUAUUGUUGUCUGCUACAUAGGUACUAUUUCUGUUCAGACCAUGGAUGCUGAUUGGUCUAAUGCUUGUUGGAGGAGGGAGUUAGUUGGGAACAGACCUAUGGCUUGUUUCUUUGUCGUAUCACUGUUACUCCACCAAUGUCUAGUAGAUCCAGACUACUUUCUAAACUUGCCAAAUGCACAAUAACCAACAGGGACAAUUUCCCGGCUACGCACAAACACCCCUAAAAAAAACAGGCACACUGGAAUGUCUGACAUCACUGGGAAAAAAUAUAUAUGAGAUGGUAGAAAACUGCUAGUGUGUGCUGCCACUGAACUGAUUCAUGUGAAAUGGUUAGUUUUUCUUCUCAUUUCAUUCUCUGAGUGAAAAUAUUGCCUGGAAGUGCUGGCCCAGGCGACGAUCAGAGCCAGGAGCAAAGGCUUUUGGGAAAACAGGAUUUUACUCCCCUCCUCUUUUUGAAGAAUGCUGGCACCUUUUAUAGAGCACUUUUUAGUGAUGCAAUACCGUAUUAUAACUUUGAAUUAAUUUGCACAUUAUUAUUACUAUGAUACCAGGUGGUAACUGAUGACACCCAUAAUGUGCUUUUGUUCUUGAACGAGGGUGUGUAUGUAAAUGAUAUGAAGAUGAGAGGCGUUCUCUGGUCCACAAUCAUUGAACAAUGCAAUACUUUCUACCUGUGUCAAGUGAAAUGCUGUUGUCUCAUCAUGGCAAUAUCAUUAAUCAGGUUGACUUUAAAAAAAACUUUCCCCAAUGUUUUUGUUGAAUUGUAUAUGCUUUAUUUAUUCCUAAAAUUCCAUUGUGAAAUACAACAAUGUUCUUAAAAAAAAGAACAUCUGUGUCUUACUUGCAUGAAACAUCAUACAUGGUAUCUGGGAGGGACUACAGAAAGGAUUCACACCCCUAGACACCCCAGCCUACACACAAUACCCUAUAAUGGCAACGUGGAAUUAUGUUUUUCCAGAGUUUUACAAAUUAAUAAAAAAUGAAAAGCUGAAA